Messenger RNA from Teleopsis dalmanni, 1735 nucleotides. RefSeq lists its product as uncharacterized. Gene Ontology annotation, cellular component: transcription regulator complex; nucleus. The record is from RefSeq and is a predicted model, not a curated record. Lineage: Eukaryota; Metazoa; Arthropoda; Insecta; Diptera; Diopsidae. Bases 332 to 1714 code for a protein of 460 amino acids. The transcript is spliced from 5 exons. Gene Ontology annotation, biological process: regulation of transcription by RNA polymerase II.
ACUGGCUUGGUUUUUGGCAAGAUUUUUUCACAUACUCUCACUUUUUCACUAUGAUAUACAAAUGUUGGUUUCCAUCCAUGACUUUAAAAUAAUGCGACUUUAUAUUCGAACAUAAAACUCUUGCCGAAGUCUAGUCGGUGAAGACAUCAAGUCAUUCGCGUUGUUGGGGUGAAUGACACUUUAGUAGAUAUGUCAAUUUAGCAUAUGUUGAAUAGUUUGGAAUUAGUUUCGCACUUGGUAAUGCCGUGUUUAGCUGUAGUAAAAUAGAACGUAGCGCGAAUAAUAUAAAUAAGUGAAAUUGUUUUUUUUUAAAUAAUUCUGUUAAAACGGAAUGGCUAAUAGAAUUAAUGAUCUUCAAUUAAUAAAGCUAGUCGAAGGAUAUCCGAUAUUGUAUGAUAAAACUUACGCCCGCAAGCCAACUACUUCAGCAUGGAAGGACAAAGUAUGGAAGGAAAUAUCCUCUGCGUUAAACGCGUCCGAACGUGCAUGUAUAACACGCUGGAAAAGUUUACGCGAUCGCUACGUAAGAGAGUACAGACGGACGCAGACAAACCACAAAGCAGUCACGAAUUGGGCCAUAUUUCACAAAUUAGGUUUUUUACGUAAUAAUGUAAAAUUCACAUCAGAUCCGUUGGGUUCCGUUGUAUAUAUGCCCAAAAAACGUAAGGCAAGAACCAGUAAAACGACAAUGAGCGACAGCUAUGAAUCUCCAGUUGAGGAUGAAAUGAUUGCGGAUGAAAUAAUGAUGACACAACAAUUAAUUGGUCUAGUGAAACAGUACCCAGUAUUGUAUGAUAAAAUAAAAAUACGUGAUUCCAAGAAUGUUUUGGCUAAAAAUGAGGCUUGGCUAGAAAUAUCAGAUUGUUUAGGCUUAACUGGAGAAGAAUGCUUUAAUCGCUGGAAGAAGUUGCGUGAUCGUUUUGCACGGGAAUAUCGUACAAAAAUUAUUUUCCCAGAUCGACCAGUUCUAUGGACACAUUACUCUGACUUAACGUUUUUAUGUGAACAUUUUCGAAAGGGUGUUCCUAUAUCGGAUGACAACGUAAAUUACCAUCGAAUGAAAUCAUUUAAAAUUUUAAGUGAUGAUGAGUACAGUAAUAAUUUCUAUGAUGAAUUUUCUGAAAGUGAAGAGUGCGUAUUAGAAAUCAAUGAAGAAACUGCUGCAAAAUAUGAAAAUAAAGUUGAAGAAUCUUAUUUAGCCACAGAUAGCACUAUCGAUGAUUCUAAUAAACCUCAUAUUAUAUCUGUAGUGACAACAUUACCUCCAACUGAAACUGAAAGUCCAUGCACGAAUUCUAAUGAAAUAAUUACUUCAAUAUUGCCGUUAACUCUAGUUGAUAAUACAGCAUCAACAGUGACUACAACUGAAAUGAACUUAAAUUCUUUAACUACGCUUAAAGCGGAACUUGAAAUGCAGGCAGUACUAAGCACUUUGAAUGAAAUACAAGUGGCAUUAGAAAGUUCUAAAAAAUGUAUUAAUAUGCUAACUGAAAAACUUGAACAGGAAAGGGAAAAAAACACGAAACACAUAAUUAAACCUAACUUCAUGCAGAAACUUUCUGUAUUAUUAGACAUGCAUACUGGCGGUAUACAAAAAGCAGCUACAACUAAAAUACUUCAAUUUAUAAAAGAGUGUAAAAGUCAAGUUGAAAAUGGAGAACAAAUUGAAAAUCUUGACCCAAAAAAUUUAUUACAAUAUAUCUACUUAAAAUAACAUUAAUUUAUGCAUGUAACA